UUCUACGCUGCCACCCACAAGAAACUCUCGAAGAAAUGUACAAGUUCCUUCCUCUUUUCGUCCUGGCCGCGUUGGCUGUCUGCAGCCAUGGUUUGCCCGUGGACAGCGAAUCCACGCCGGUGCCCAUCCUGAAGUCGGAGACCAACAAGCACAACGAUGGUUCCUAUGACACCAUCUACGAGAGUGGUGAUGGAACCAAGCGGCAGGAGGAUGCUGCUAUAGUGGAUGCUGGCACUGACGAGGAGGCCCUGGAGGUCAAAGGAUCCUACAAGUACGUCAAUGAUCUGGGCGAGACUGUGGAGGUUUUCUACACGGCGGGAAAGAAUGGAUUUGUGCCAUAUGGCUCUAUUAUUAAUCCUGAGAUCACAGCCGUGGCCGAGGCAGCCAAGGAUCUGCCCAAGGCGGAGAAGGUUGAGAAGUUCGCAAAGGUUGGGAAGUUCCAGAAGGUUGAGCAGGUGGAGGAGCCUUGAAGAGAUCUCAUAGAAUUAGACUUUGUAUAUAAGAUUGUUCG
This is a messenger RNA of Drosophila serrata, 511 nucleotides long. RefSeq names its product Cuticular protein 47Ec (gene Cpr47Ec). The record is from RefSeq and is a predicted model, not a curated record. Gene Ontology annotation, cellular component: chitin-based extracellular matrix. Gene Ontology annotation, molecular function: structural constituent of chitin-based larval cuticle. NCBI's taxonomy places the organism in Eukaryota, Metazoa, Arthropoda, Insecta, Diptera, Drosophilidae.